AUGAAAGAACCUCAACUCCCCAUAACCGACGACCUCCCCUCCACCCUCCCAAAUCCCCAACCCCUCCGCUUCCUCGUCAUCGGCGCCGGCUCCCGCGGUAACGCCUACGCCCGCGCCGUCACAACCAGCACGCCCGCGCUCAUCCACGCCGUCGCCGAACCACACGCCUUCAAACGGGCCGAUUUGGGCCGCAGGUAUAUCUGGGGCGAGAAGGGCCGGCCCGCCGACGGCCAGGAGUUUAGCGAUUGGAGGGAGUGGUUGGACUGGGAGAAGAGACGGCGCGGUCGGGCGCAGCAGCAGCAGCAGCAGCAGCAGCAUCCGUCUCACGCGGGUGGGGAAGGGGUGGACGGGGUGUUCGUGUGCACGCUCGACGAAACACACGUCGAGAUCGUGACGGCGCUGGCGCCAUUGGGUCUGCACAUCCUCUGCGAGAAGCCGCUUGCCCUGUCGCUGGGUGAUUGCCUGGCCGUCUACAAGGCCUUGUCGCGUCCUGUUGCCGGUGCCGGUGCCGGUGCCGGUGCCAGCGCCUCCGGCAAGGGGAGUAAGAUCUUCUCCGUCGGCCACGUCCUCCGCUACAGCCCGCACAACGUCCUCCUGCGCAAGCUCCUCCUCGCCGACCGCGUCAUCGGCGAGGUCGUCUCCCUCGAGCACACCGAGCCCGUGGGCUGGUGGCAUUUCGCGCACAGCUACGUCCGCGGGAACUGGCGGCGCGCGACCCCGCACGGCGACGGCUCCCUGCUCACGAAAUCAUGCCACGAUCUCGACUUUAUCCUGUGGCUGCUAGCCUCGCCGCCCCCGGACCCCACCUCGCAGGGACAGACGCAGACGCACCACCCUCGCAGCAUCACCUCCACCGGCACACUGAGCCAAUUCCGCCGCGCCCGCAAACCCGCCGCCGCGGGCGCCGCCACAAACUGCCUGUCCUGCCCCGCGGAGCGAGCAUGCAUCUACAGCGCCGUGCGUAUCUACCGCGACCUGCACCUUGCGCGCGGCGACACCGGCUGGCCCGUGAAGAUCGUCGUGCCGGACAUCGAGGACGCGCUGUCGCUGGGCUCGUCUCCCGGGAGCGAGGCCGCAGCGGAGGCGCGCCUCCUCGCCCGCCUCCGCGAGGAUUACUCCCGCGCCGAGAUGAGCGACGAGGAGAUCGCGCGGCGGCCGUGGUACGGCCGGUGUGUCUACGAGGCGGACAAUACCGUCUGCGACGACCAGGUCGUCACCAUUACCUGGGAUGACGAGGACGGUGGAACCGACGGAACCCCAGGAGGCAGGCGCAUCGCCAAAACGGCCGUCUUCCACAUGAUCGCUCCGACGGAGAAGCAGUGCGAGCGCCGCGGCAGGGUCUACGGGACGCGCGGCGAGAUCGCCUACGACAGCCGUACCAUCUCCGUCUAUGAUUUCUCGACCCGCUCGACGACCACCAUCGAGGUGCCGAAGCAGCCGCCGGAGGAGGAGGAGGCGCACGGCGGAGGAGACUACGGGCUGGCGCGCAGCUUCGUGCGUGCCGUGGGUGCCGUCGAGCAGGAGGGGUGGGAUGUGCGGCGCGCACAAACUCAUUUCGUCGGCUGUACCCUGGAAGAAGCUGUUCGCAGCCAUGCCGUGGUCUUUGCGGCCGAAGAGGCCAGGCGGGAGGAAAAGGUCGUGCGAUGGAAGGAGUGGUGGGCAGAAAAGCUUGCCGCGGCUGGCAUGGCGCCAUGA
This is a messenger RNA of Aspergillus thermomutatus, 1695 nucleotides long. RefSeq names its product Gfo/Idh/MocA family protein. Gene Ontology annotation, molecular function: nucleotide binding. NCBI's taxonomy places the organism in Eukaryota, Fungi, Ascomycota, Eurotiomycetes, Eurotiales, Aspergillaceae. The record is from RefSeq and is a predicted model, not a curated record. The transcript has a single exon. The coding region runs from base 1 to 1695 and encodes 564 amino acids.